Messenger RNA from Loa loa (African eye worm), 4337 nucleotides. RefSeq lists its product as hypothetical. The record is from RefSeq and is a predicted model, not a curated record. The transcript has 31 exons. The coding region runs from base 1 to 4080 and encodes 1359 amino acids. Gene Ontology annotation, molecular function: structural constituent of nuclear pore. NCBI's taxonomy places the organism in Eukaryota, Metazoa, Nematoda, Chromadorea, Rhabditida, Onchocercidae. Gene Ontology annotation, cellular component: nuclear pore.
AUGAGUCAUACCUUUUUAUCUCUGGAUGAGUUAGAACGAUGCUUGACUUAUGUUCCUACAUACGGGCUGCCGGGUAUGACUGAUUGUCUGAAGGGAGAAGAACUUGUAUUCGCCUCAACUUAUACAUUCCAACCUAUUCGGGUCAUCCGCAUUUCAAAAGAAGAACUGCAUACAUUAACCAAUGAGGAAGUUGAACCUGCAGUUGGAUCGUACGACUUUCGGGACAUACCGAAUAUGAUCGAUCGUUUCAUCAUUUGGCGAUCAAAUCGAUCAGCUUUACUUUUGGAAGAACGAAGCGUCGAACGAUCUUUCGAUUUUGCUUCGUUAUGCUUCAAUUUUAGUCCAGCUAAUGUUAUACCUGGAACGCAGUUUUCUUUCACGCACAACAAACUGAUAUUAUUAGUACCAACGCAGAAUGCUCUUUAUCGAUUUAACUUCGAGAUUGGGAUUCAGAAGAGAAACGAGGCUGAAGCCGUCCUGAAGCUAUCAGAAGAUCAAGCGUUCCUAUAUAAUUACGAUUGCUACGAACUAACAUCAUCAAAAACUGCUUGUCGUGCAAGUAUCAUACAUACGGCUGAUGGUGGUACAUCUGCCAUUUAUUCAUUGGGUGAUGGGCAGAUUGUUCUUGUACAAAUGCGCCAUGAACCAGGAAAGAGAGGCCAAGGUUAUGAAAAAGUAAUAAGAGGCGAAGGAUUGCUUCAGCGAGUCAUGAAGGCAGCCCAUCAGUUGAGCUUAGUUGUUAGCUUGGCAUCAUGUGUGGUUCAUCGUGACAUUCUCUUUUACGUACUUUUCGAUGACAAAAGGCUACAUGUUUAUGUGAAUGGUAAAAAAGAGUACGAUGGGAACUUAUAUGAUAUAAUAAUACGUAAUAGCGAUGGAGGCGAUGGAGAGCAUGUAACUGCAGAAAUGGUAAAGACUUGCUCUAACGCGAACUCCUUUUAUGUGGUCGUGCUUUUUCAAAUUGAUGACCAUUGCGUGUUCAUGUUGGGAAAAAUUGAUCCGUAUCUGUUACCAGAACAUGUUGGGUAUUUCUCGUUUAUCAACAGCUUCCAAACAGAAAGUGGAGUAGUGGAUUUCACUUGUGCAAUGCAAGAGGAUAUUUUGGAUAUUAUUUGUUUAUGUAAAGUUUCGGAUGGAAUUCGCUAUUGUUUACGCUCUGCUUCAAUUGAUUGUUUAAAUGGUGUGUUAACAAUUCCUUGGAGAGGAGUAAAUGAAAUCCACGGUGGUGAUCCGCAGGUGAGUGUAUUGCAAGCCAAACCAAAGCAGUCAGUUACUGCACAGAAAUCAUAUAUCUUCGAUCCCAACAGAUAUUCGUUUGGCGUUGUUCUGCGUUCACUCCAGUUAGUUUGCAAAAAAGGAACUUUCAAUUGGGGACUUUUAGCAAGACGACACGAUUGGCGAAUGUUAAGAGAAGCAGCGGAAAAAUACUGCAGCUCAGCAGAGUUCGAUCAACAUUAUGUUACUCGAGAGGAUCGUUCACUUUUGGCUACAAUACCGCCUAAUCAAGCAGGACAAGAGCGAUUCUGGACAGCUCUCACAAGGAUGUGCAAUGAAUUGAUACAAAAUGAAUGCCUUUCACUAGGUCUCUGGCACUCUGUUCCACUUGGCUUGUAUGGUACGAUACAACAAGGACGUUUUACGGUAUGUCGUCCGGGCGAUGAGCAGCUUCGCUGGUUCGAACAUUUGAUUGGGAAUGAUGAAAAGAAUGUGAAAAUAUGUUGGGAUAUUGUUACAAAAUUUGCUGCAGGAGGACUAGUUACCAGUGCAAUAAGUAUAGAAGAAAGUGAGCAGUUCGUAAAUGCAUUUCCAACCGUUUCACAUAUUUUCGAGGAUGCAAUCAUGAAGUUUACCGAAUUAAGACCCGUCGAUGAGUUUGAUUUAGACGCAGCAGACGGAACACCAUUUCAUGGAUCGUUCACAGUUGGCUUGUUGGCCACCCACUUCGGACGUUUAAUUGAUGACAGAUUAGCCCUUAGCCAAUGCUUUAUCGCUCUAAUGGAAUUAGUAAAAACUCUCCACUCUUCUCAGAAUGAGGGAAUACCACUAGAUGCCAGAUGGGGGCUUACAGUUAAUACUCACGAAAAAUCACUUCAUGAUAUGAAUCGACAAUUUAGCAUCUUAUCACAGACAAUGAAACUGCGAAUUUCUAUUGAUCACUACAACGAAAUAAACCUAGCAGAUGGUUUCUUCGCUAGUCCUGGCAUCCCAACCAUACUCGGUUAUUCACAGGAUAAGGAAUUAGUGGGUGAGGAAGAAGAUACGGAAGAGGAUGAAGAAGAAACUCGGGAAGGCAAAGCUGAUAUUGAUGCUGAAAAGAUUCCUUGUGUAUCGCCUCUUAAACAGUCAACAUCAGCAUACUCGCAAUUUAUUAAUAGGAUCGUUAAUGACGCUGUGAUUGUUCUAUGGCCAGAAAAUACGGCUAUGGUAUUGGCCAGGUUUUUGGCCAACUAUCAUCAGUAUUCUGCACUGCAGGCAUACUGUCAAUUGAACGAGCCUUAUAUAACAGAACUAUGUGCUGCUUUUCGGUUUUUCGAAGGCUAUGCAUUUGCUGGUUUAGGAGAUCCAGAAAAGGCAUUGCAGUCAUUCUUGGAUGCACUAGAAGGUAUCAAUCGCGAAGAUGAAGCGCUUAAUAGGGUACUUUCUCCCGAUGGUAAUGUUCCGGAUGAGCCAUACAGUGAAUUGCAAUAUCUGUUAAAGAUCAUGGCUGCCAUGGAAGUACACGGUUUUCACGAGCAGCUAGUUUACUUGUCAAGACGUGCCUUGAAAGAAGCACUGCAAACCAAGCACUUACACACUAGAGUUUUGCCCGGAUUGUAUACGUCUCUUUUUAAAUUCGAACUGAUUACGGAGCGGUAUGAUGAUGCCCUCAAUACUCUUCUCGCUAAUCCGGUUCCGGAAAAUCGUCGGAUAUGUCUAAGAGAACUUAUCGCGAAAUUAAUUGAGCAAGGGAAGAAUAAAGUGAUUGUCGAUUUAAAUUAUGGAAAUAUGGAACAACAGGUGGUCAAUAUAUUGAAAGCGGAUGCUCGUACUUCAGAUGUCAGUAAAGAAGGCUAUUUCUACGAACUGAUCUAUGCAUUUCAUGUUAAACGAGAUCUCUUUCAACGAGCAGCACUAACAAUGCUCGAAUAUUCAUGUCGUUUGCAGUCGGAAUUACAGAAUCGAAACGUAUUAUCUCGUCGUAGUCGUGCUCUUAGCAUUGUUGUCAGUUUGCUUUCAUUGCUACCAGAAGCUGAUCAGUUCCUCAUACUCCCAGCAUCACUGGAAAAGAGCAAAAAUCCAACGGAACAAAUCGAAAAAGCAGAUGAACAGGUGCAGAAGGUUGAGCGUAAAAUGGGCAAAAAUGCUCUCGUCAUCUGGACACUAGACGAUAUUUCGAAGAGGGCGCUGUUAUCAUCAGCUCGAUUGGUAUUAUUCGAUGCGAAUUACGAUCCGAAAGAGAAGAAAUCGAUCCCUCCACCUAUUAAACUUGAAGAAAUUUUUGAGCAACUUAUUCAGAAAAAACUCUUUGAUCACGCCUGGGAAAUAAGCAAGGUUUUCGACCUGAAACCAUAUCCACUGUUAAAAUCGGUUACUGUGGAAUGUAUUCAUCUGGAUGCAAGACCACCGAAGUGUGAACCAUGGUGGGUGGCCAAAAAUCGGAAGUUCGUGAAGAAAAUACCCAGUUUACGAGAACGACAUUGGGCAAUUUUGCGAGGGUAUGUGGAAGUAGCCAUGCGGAGGUGUCCAGAAGAUUUCAAGAUAUUGUGGACAGUAACCUUUGUGUUUCUUCAGCAUCAGUGGCACAUGCCUCCAUGGUUAUCAAAUUGCUAUGAGGAUCGGUGUCCAGCGCAGUAUGCUUACCUGUUAAUAAUGUUUGAUCAUCUUCAUCUAGCCUGUGAAACACUUAAAAAGAAGAUAAUUUUGGAAACGAAAAAAAUAACAUCUCGAAAUUCACACUGUUCAAUACCUGCUACAGAAAUCGAUUGGGUAUUAUGGUUAAUUAGUAAAAGAGAUGAUGCAACUUUAACAGAAGACGCAAAAGAGCUGAAGGACUGCGUGGAGCGAUAUUUCGAACGCAUUGCAUCCUUUUCAAGGCAAUAAUAUUUAAUGACCAAUCAGCUAUUUGCUCAUGUGAUCUCCCAAAACUAGUUCGUGAAAUCUUAUGUUGAAUCUUGUUGUUUAAGCAGUGGUAUCAUUUGAUUCAUUGUAAGCUGCCAUAUUUUGGUAACACGGAAAAGACUUAUCGAAUGCAGAAAGUAAUUUCCAGAUUUUCAUCUGAACAAAAAUUUCAAACACUCUCUUGCACCACUGCUUCUGUGUGCCUUUAUAUGUUAUGUAAAUAAAUUUUACUAUCACGC